AUGCGCAAGACACUACUUCUUGUGUUCAUUCAUGGCUUCCAGGGUGGCGAUAACACAUUCGGCACCUUUCCCGAACAUCUCCGUGCCCUUGUGAGCCAUGCUCUCCCAGACAUCGACGUCGUGGCUGUGACUUAUCCCAAAUUCGAAACUCGCGGAGAAUUGAAAGAUUGUGUGACACGCUUUCGAGAAUGCGGCCCUACCAGGCUUCAGAACAAAGUCAUUGACUUGGAAGUCGCGCGCUCCACACCGUCUCCCACAGUUGAUCCUUCGGUCCAUGUAAUACUAAUCGGGCACUCGAUGGGCGGGAUAGUCGCAGUGGAAACAUAUCUCCUCCUUGCGAGCGAGCAACCUAUUCAUCCCACAUCCUCAAGAAAAUAUCCCGAGAGACCCACCUUCCACUCCACUACGACCCCAAAUUCGACGACAUCCACGUCUCAUCCGACUCGAUCGCACGAUCACGACACUUCGGAGUCAAACAACUUCAUGUUCCCUCAUGUCCAAGGUAUCUUAGCCUUUGACACUCCAUUCCUCGGCCUUGCACCGGGUAUGGUCGCUUAUGGCCUUGAAGGAGGACAUAAGGUCUUCUCCAACGCUUACAGCACAUACAACGACGUCGCCUCGCUGUUUGGAUGGGGCUCAAAGUCGGAACCCAACGUUGCGUCGGCAUCAGCUAGCUCAAAGGCAAUUGGAGCCCUCCCGGCUCCCACUUCUGCAACCGCAGAUGCCGCCGCUACUCCGAAGUGGCAGUCCUGGGGUAAGUAUGCAAUGUUUGCAGGCGCGGCAGGUGCAGUUGUCGCUGGCGGCGCAGCUGCUCUCUAUUCACAGCGUGAGAAAAUCAGCGCCGGAUUGCAAUGGGCAAGCGACCACCUUCUAUUCGUGAACGAACUGUUCAGGCCGGAGUACCUUCGCCAGCGGAUCGAAAGCAUUGAAGAGAUGUGCAAAGAUCAUGGUGCGGGUUGUGCGAAUCUCUACACGAAUUUGGGCAAAGGCGCGCGAGAAGGGUACGGGAUCACCGCCAGUGUGGCAGGAAAGGAGCGGACAUUCUGCAACCUGCCCGUCCAUGUGAGCAAAGACAGCAAAGAAGUUAGGGACGGUAAAGGAAAUGGGUUCAGAUGGGUGAAAGCUAUCAAUGACAAGGCAGUGGACGAAACCACUGCGCAUAUAUCCAUGUUUAUCCCGCGAGACAACCCCGGAUUCUACACCUUAGGAGAGCAAGCGAAAGAGUGUAUCACGGCCUGGAUUGACCAAGGCUGGUACCGUGCGAGCAAUGGGCCGACAUUCUUGGGGAAAGACCACAGUAUCAGUUUCGCUAAGGUGGAUGACGGCUGGGAGAAACCGGACUAUGAUGCCGAAGAGAUCAAAGGGAAUGAACGAGAACGAGAUCGGUAUGGCAGAUAUCAAUAUCCGGAUGCUGAUAUUGAAGGAAACCUAGCUAGGGAUUGGGCAUCAGUAGAUCUACAUCAAGGCAGGGACGGGAUUGAUUCCGGGGAUGAUGACGAUGUGAAAAUGAGAGAUCAUGGGUAUGAGGGUGAGGAUCUCGAGGACAGUGUCAUUGUGGAGAAGGGGGCAAAGGGCGAGGUGCCAUUACCCAAGUCGAGGCCAAACUCAGGGUUAUACAGCAACGGAAUUACCAAGUUCUGUGAAUCGUCAAUUGAAGCCGAGUGCAGCGGGGAGAGAAAGAGAUGA
Molecule: messenger RNA, 1686 nt
Organism: Rhinocladiella mackenziei CBS 650.93
Lineage: Eukaryota; Fungi; Ascomycota; Eurotiomycetes; Chaetothyriales; Herpotrichiellaceae
Exons: 3
Coding region: 1-1686 (561 amino acids)
Source: RefSeq, a predicted model, not a curated record